Messenger RNA from Jaculus jaculus (lesser Egyptian jerboa), 2689 nucleotides. It is a transcript of the gene Cdk11a, whose product is annotated as cyclin dependent kinase 11A. Lineage: Eukaryota; Metazoa; Chordata; Mammalia; Rodentia; Dipodidae. The transcript is spliced from 20 exons. The record is from RefSeq and is a predicted model, not a curated record. Gene Ontology annotation, molecular function: ATP binding; cyclin-dependent protein serine/threonine kinase activity. Gene Ontology annotation, cellular component: nucleus. Gene Ontology annotation, biological process: protein phosphorylation; regulation of mitotic cell cycle. The coding region runs from base 157 to 2508 and encodes 783 amino acids.
GCUGGUUCUUCGGAAGGGCUGUAAGGGAACCUUCCCCUUCGCCGGCGUACGUCAUCACCACACGUCCGCGCAGGAAGUGGCGACGGUCCUUACGCGCCGGGCGCUGUUUCUUCUCAGGCUCCGGUACCGGCGGCGGCGCAGGGUGUUUUAACUCAAAUGGGUGAUGAAAAGGACUCUUGGAAGGUGAAAACUUUAGAUGAAAUUCUCCAGGAAAAGAAACGAAGGAAAGAACAAGAAGAGAAAGCAGAGAUAAAACGCUUGAAAAAUUCUGAUGACCGGGAUUCCAAACGGGAUUCCCUUGAGGAAGGGGAGCUGAGAGAUCAUCGCAUGGAGAUUACAAUCAGGAACUCACCAUACAGAAGAGAGGACUCUAUGGAAGACAGAGGAGAGGAAGAUGAUUCUCUGGCUAUCAAACCACCCCAGCAAAUGUCUCGGAAAGAAAAGGCCCAUCACAGAAAAGAUGAGAAGAGGAAAGAGAAGCGCAGGCAUCGUAGUCAUUCAGCAGAAGGAGGGAAACAUGCCAGAGUGAAAGAAAAGGAAAGAGAACAUGAGCGCCGGAAACGCCAUCGAGAGGAACAGGACAAAGCUCGAAGAGAAUGGGAGAGACAGAAGAGGAGGGAGAUGGCAAGAGAACAUUCCAGGAGAGAAAGGGACCGCCUGGAGCAGUUAGAAAGGAAGCGGGAGCGGGAGCGCAAGUUGAGGGAGCAGCAGAAGGAGCAGCGGGAGCAGAAGGAGCGGGAGCGGAGGGCAGAAGAGCGGCGCAAGGAGCGUGAGGCCCGAAGGGAAGUCUCUGCACAUCACCGCACGAUGAGAGAGGACUACAGUGAAAAGAGCAAGGCCAGCCACUGGAGCCGUAGCCCAUUGAGGCCACCACGAGAGCGUUUUGAGCUUGGAGACAGCCGGAAGCCAGUAAAAGAAGAGAAAAUGGAAGAAAGAGACCUGCUGUCUGAUCUACAGGACAUCAGUGAUAGUGAGAGGAAAACCAGCUCAGCUGAGUCUUCAUCAGCAGAAUCAGGCUCAGGCUCUGAGGAAGAAGAGGAGGAAGAAGAGGAAGAGGAAGAAGAAGGGAGCACUAGUGAGGAGUCAGAGGAGGAGGAAGAGGAAGAAGAAGAAGAGGAGGAAGAGGAGACUGGGAGCAACUCUGAGGAAGCCUCAGAACAGUCUGCAGAAGAAGUAAGUGAUGAAGAAAUGAGUGAAGAUGAAGAGCGAGAAAAUGAAAACCACAUCUUGGUUGUUCCAGAAUCGCGAUUUGACCGAGAUUCUGGAGACAGUGAAGAAGGGGAGGAAGAAGUGGGCGAGGGAACCCCUCAGAGCAGUGCCCCGACGGAAGGUGACUACGUGCCUGACUCUCCAGCCCUAUCGCCCAUUGAGCUUAAGCAGGAGCUGCCCAAGUACCUUCCGGCCCUGCAGGGCUGCCGGAGUGUGGAGGAGUUCCAAUGCCUGAACAGGAUCGAAGAAGGCACCUAUGGGGUGGUCUACAGAGCAAAGGACAAGAAAACAGAUGAAAUUGUGGCCCUGAAGCGGUUGAAGAUGGAGAAGGAGAAGGAAGGAUUUCCAAUCACAUCAUUGAGGGAGAUUAACACCAUCCUCAAGGCUCAGCACCCCAAUAUCGUCACUGUCAGGGAAAUUGUCGUGGGCAGCAACAUGGACAAGAUUUACAUUGUGAUGAAUUAUGUGGAGCAUGACCUCAAGAGCCUAAUGGAGACGAUGAAGCAGCCAUUCCUGCCAGGGGAGGUGAAGACACUGAUGAUCCAGCUGCUGAGUGGGGUGAAACACCUUCAUGACAACUGGAUCCUGCACCGUGACCUCAAGACCUCUAACCUACUGCUGAGCCAUGCUGGCAUCCUCAAGGUGGGUGACUUUGGUCUGGCUCGGGAGUAUGGGUCACCCCUGAAAGCCUACACCCCAGUUGUGGUAACCCUGUGGUAUCGUGCCCCAGAGUUGCUGCUUGGUGCCAAGGAAUACUCAACAGCUGUGGACAUGUGGUCAGUGGGCUGCAUCUUUGGAGAGCUGCUAACACAAAAACCCCUGUUCCCUGGAAAGUCAGAAAUUGAUCAGAUCAACAAAGUGUUUAAGGACCUAGGGACACCCAGUGAAAAGAUCUGGCCUGGCUACAAUGACCUCCCAGCAGUCAAGAAGAUGACAUUCAGUGAAUAUCCCUACAAUAACCUCCGAAAGCGAUUUGGUGCUUUGCUCUCAGACCAGGGCUUUGAUCUCAUGAACAAGUUCCUGACAUACUUCCCUGGAAGGAGGAUCAAUGCAGAAGAUGGCCUCAAGCACGAAUAUUUCCGCGAGACCCCCCUUCCCAUCGACCCCUCCAUGUUUCCUACAUGGCCUGCCAAGAGCGAGCAGCAGAGGGUGAAGCGUGGCACAAGUCCACGACCUCCUGAGGGUGGCCUAGGCUACAGCCAGCUGGGUGACGAUGACCUGAAGGAGACAGGCUUCCACCUCACCACCACCAACCAGGGAGCUUCAGCUGCAGGUCCUGGCUUCAGUCUCAAGUUCUAACUCAGCAUCCCUGGCCCAGCCUGGAGGGUGAGGACAGCAUGGAAGCAUGACCUCACCAGCCAUGAAUCAGGGUGCCUGCCUUGGAACUCUUCAUCCUGACUUGGUUUUCCAUGUUUUUUUGUUUUUUUAAUAUAUUUUGGUUUGUAAAUUUGUAGAAUUAAAUCAUAUUUUCCUUCUGGAA